AUGCCCGCGACGUCGACGAACACGACCUUGAUCGCCACCACCCGCGUCGCGCGCGCGCACGACCGCGCGCGCGCGCCGCGACGCACGCAGACGUCGUCAUCACCGCGGGUUCGCGUCGAGCCCUUCUCGACGCACUCUUCGCCCGCGCGACGCUUCGCGGUCGUCCCGAACGCCGGAAACUCAUUCGGGAGAAUCUUCCGCGUCACCACGUUUGGCGAGUCCCACGGCGGGGGCGUCGGGUGCGUCGUGGACGGCGUUCCACCGAGAUUGGCGCUGACUAGGGAGGAGUUGCAGUUUGAGCUCGACCGAAGACGCCCAGGGCAAUCGAGAAUCACGACGCCGCGUAACGAAGAAGAUUCGUGCGAGAUUCUGAGCGGUGUUGGGUUAGAUGGGAUCACUCUCGGGACGCCGAUCGCGGUGGUGGUGCGGAACAAGGACCAGCGAAGUCAGGACUAUGGCGAGAUAGCGGUGGCGUAUCGACCGUCGCACGCCGACGCGACGUACGAUAUGAAGUACGGCGUUCGGGCGAUCGCUGGGGGUGGACGAAGCAGCGCGAGAGAGACCAUUGGACGUGUUGCGGCCGGGGCGAUCGCAAAGAAGGUUUUAAAGGAAGUCGCGGGGACGGAAAUUUUGGCGUACGUCAGUGCAGUACGAGACGUCCAGGCGACGAACAUCAAUCAUGAGACGAUGACAAUGGCGGACAUCGAGGCGAACAUGGUGCGGUGCCCCGAUGAAGGGUGCGCACAGAAGAUGAUCGACGCGAUCGACGAGGUGCGCGUGCGAGGGGACUCGUGUGGGGGGGUGGUGACGUGCGUCGUACGCAGCCCGCCACGCGGGUUGGGUGCGCCGGCGUUCGACAAACUCGAGGCUGAUUUGGCUAAGGCUAUGCUCAGCUUGCCCGCGACGAAAGGUUUCGAGAUUGGCAGCGGAUUCGAAGGCACUUUACAAAAGGGUAGCGAACACAACGAUGAGUUUUACAUGGAUAACUCGAAGGGCUUGCGCACGCGCACCAACCGCUCAGGCGGGAUCCAGGGUGGGAUCUCUAACGGUGAGAUGAUCGAGAUGAAGAUCGCAUUCAAGCCCACGUCCACGAUCACGCAAGCGCAGAACACAGUGAACCGCGAUGGGCAAGAGGAUAUCCUAAAGGCGAAGGGCCGGCAUGAUCCGUGCGUCGUUCCGCGCGCCGUGCCGAUGGUCGAAGCCAUGGUCGCCCUCACACUCGUCGAUCACUUGAUGCUUCAACAUGCGCAGUGUAACUUGAUCGGCGCCAGUGAUCUUACCAACCUCGUCCAGGGUAACAUGCCGACGUUAUACGAUGCCAACGCCAUCGCAGCUGCAGCGGAGAACGCUAAGGGGAAGAUGGACACCAAGGCUAUGUCGGACGCUUUCAGCGAGGAUUAA
Molecule: messenger RNA, 1401 nt
Organism: Ostreococcus tauri
Lineage: Eukaryota; Viridiplantae; Chlorophyta; Mamiellophyceae; Mamiellales; Bathycoccaceae
Product: Chorismate synthase
Exons: 1
Coding region: 1-1401 (466 amino acids)
Biological process (GO): chorismate biosynthetic process; aromatic amino acid biosynthetic process
Cellular component (GO): cytosol
Molecular function (GO): FMN binding; chorismate synthase activity
Source: RefSeq, a predicted model, not a curated record